AUGGGAAGCAAUGUUCCAGAACUGCAGGCAGCGCUUGGUGAAGGCACCAAAAUGAUUCACCAAUUAUGGGAAGAAAACAAGGAUUUACAGGGUCGAUUUGUAAAUGAUUUGGCGGAACUUCAACGUGCUCAAACACUCAUUGCCCAGUACGAAAGUGAGGGAAGAAGCGAUCAGGUUCGGCAUGCGCGGAGCCAGUUGACGGAAAUGCAGAGACACGCGUCGGCUCUCUACGAAAUGCUCAUCGUCAAACGCGCCGAGAUUUUCAAGAAAAUUAGUGAGGGAGCGAAUAUUAUGAGCAUCUUACAGGAGCAGCUUGUGAAUGAAAGAUUAUAUGAUUGGAAGAAUCGACAAAAAUUGGCCCAAAUUGGAAUGCCAUUUGAAGAAAAAGAUCAGAUUUUGGAUCAACUCCAACUCGAAUUUGAAUUUCUUGCUGAACAGAAUUGGCAACUUCACACAUUCACUUGCUGGAUGUUGGACCUUCUUCGUCGGGGUCCGCAGCUCAACGACAACAAUGCGCAGUCGGCGAUCAGCAAUUUGUCGAAUCUGAUGAAUCAGCUCAGCAAAUGCCUCUUCUGCCUGGUCUCACAGAGUUUCGUUGUUUCUGUUCAGCCAGAGCCCGUUCUCAAAACUCAACACAAAUUCGUCACUGAGGUUCGACUCUUGAUUGGAGAUAAACUCGGAAUUCGCCAGCACCUCGUCAAAUCAAGUGUGAUCGUCAAAAUCAUUUCGGAAGACGAGGCGAAACAACUUAGCGCUGGAAAAUUCAAUCAUCUCGAAAUUAAGCCAGUGGGGACCAUCAGCAAUGAUUAUGAGAAGAUUGUGAUGGACGAAAGAGGGCACAUGUCAGGCAAAUUCAAUAAUUCCAAAUUGACACGAAUCGCCCAUCGGAAGCCUCCGCCUAAAGGAAGUUCUGACGCGAAAAGUGCGCAGUGCAUGCAAGCAGCGACUGAUCAGAAAUACGCACUUCUUUUUCAUAUCGAUGAAUUUCAGUUGGGAAAUCUUGGAAAAUUUGACGUCUGGGCUUUAUCUUUGCCAAUUAUGGUUACUGUUCAUGGUUCUCAAGAUUGUGAUGCGCAAGUCGCAAUUCUCUGGCACAGAGCGUUUGCACCAGUGGCCCGCACUCCUUCCCAAACAGAAGUUUCUGCAGUUUCUUGGAACGACCUCGCCAUAAUGUUACGCAAUAAAUUCGCACUUUUCACUGGUGCUCGACGACAGUUAUCUGAUUCUGAUCUCAAGUACUUGUCGGAGAAGCUCGUGGUCAGCGAUGGCCAGGAUCAGAAACCAAUCACGUUCACACAGUUCGCGAAACAAGCGCUGCGCGAAGAUGUGCAGUUUUCGUUUUGGGAGUGGUUCUUCUCAAUAAUGCAGCUUAUCAAACAAAAACUUCUUAAAUUUUGGGAUGAAGGUUGGCUGGUCGGAUUUAUCUCAAAACACGAUGCUUCUGUGAUAAUGGUCAAUAAUAGAAGGCCUUGCUUCCUUAUUCGGUUUUCGGAUUCACAAACCGGUGCCAUUUCGAUCGGAUUUCUCGCCGACGAGGAUCCAUUCCAUUUGGCGCCGUUCUCCAUCAAAGACCUUGAUCAGUUAUCGCUCGCAUCACGAAUAGCUUCAUGUCCGCAGCUGAGAGAUAUCCAAUAUUUAUACCCAAAUAUAGACAAAGACGAGAUGUUGAGGCAUUUCGACACAGAAGAAAGACAUCGAAGACCUCCUGAUAGUCCGACCGGGUAUAUUCAGAGUGAAAUUGUGAUGGUCGCAAAAACGUGCGGAAGAGCUUCAAAUGCACCUUCAAUGUUUGGCACAGAUUCACCUGAGCCUUUAUCGAUUCAAUCAAAAUCUGAAUGGUCCCCAGGCGAGGUUCCCAAUGGGAAUCCGAUGGAUUUAAGUGAAUCUUUAUGCUUUAAAUCGGAUGAUAUUUCUGCCAUGCUUUUAGCCAGUGGAAUUGACCCGAUGCCCGCUGCAGACUCCGUCGAAUCCCUUCUUGGUCCGUCAUUCAAGCCGUUCAUUCCAGGAAGAGAUGGCAAUCUUCAAUUCUCAGAUAUGAAUUGUCAGGAGAUGAUGAAUCCUCAUGAACAAUUUUUCCAAUAA
Molecule: messenger RNA, 2082 nt
Organism: Caenorhabditis bovis
Lineage: Eukaryota; Metazoa; Nematoda; Chromadorea; Rhabditida; Rhabditidae
Source: the annotation of a GenBank genome assembly